UGGCUGGAUGUGGAUGUCAUGCGCUACCGAAUGUUGGCCGUUUCCUCUGUACCAUCAUGAUACCGACGGAAGGCCUUUACCUUCGAAAAAUAAAAUAAGGAAAACAUUACUUGCAACGCGAGAUUCUUAGGUAUCAAACAAUAUUAUGCUUUUUCUCUUGCGUUACACGCUUCUGGUGUUGAGAAGGGUCUUUUCAUUUUUUGGAAUAUAGCCGACAGGGAUGCCGUUUAACUGCGUAAACAUAAUGGCUUUGGUUCAGCAUCAUAGACUCAUGCUGCUGUUUUGUAUGGUGACUAGCAUUCACACCCGGUCUUCUCAAAUAUCGGACUUAAAAUCCAAAAUAUCAGGUGUGGAAGAGCUUUUAGAAGAAUUCCGCAAGCAGCUCCAACAGGACCAGACGGAUAACAGGGAUGAGGAGGAUGUGGUAGACGUCUGCCUCGGGGAUUUUAACGCAGUAGAGGAGCACAUCAUCCGAGCGAGGGCAUCCAUUGAGCAGGGGGCUACCUUCCUCUCGGUUCCUGACCGGGUUUACAGCUGGAAAGACUGUCUCCAUGCGUGCUGCGCAGACCCUCACUGCACAUUGGCGGUCGUUCAGGAGGACUUGAGACAGUCGGACGACAGCCUAAGCUGCUAUUUGUUCAACUGCACCUAUAGAAAUAAAAACGUUUGCUCGUUUGCCGCACAGGCUGGGUUCAGCGCCUAUACCCGGGCUCACAAUGCAACAGGGCACCUUACUUUCUCCAUUGGCAAUGGAGAUGCAAACAAAUUGGCCCAUUUGAUUAGGAGACCUACGGAAAAACUUGGUGCUGAGGAUGGCAGUCAAAUGCAAGACAUGGACGAGCCGCCCCGCAGUGAUGCCGGCCAGGAUGUGGUAAUCCAGCUGCCAACUGACUGGGCCGUGCUAGACGGCCGGGACAGUGUAGAUGACCAAGGCGUCACUCGGUACAAAUGGGCCCUGGUAAAGGGUGACCCGGCCAUCAACAUGAAGGUAACCCAUCCAGGGUUACUUAAGAUCAGUGGUCUACAGGAGGGCGUCUAUAUUUUCCAGAUGACUGUUACCGACAUUGCAGGACAGAAGAGCUCGGACAAUGUCACUGUGACGGUGCUAGCUCCAGAACGCCAAGCUAAAGUGUGUACAGGCCACUGUUCGCAAUACCAGUUCAUGUGUGAUGAUGGCUGCUGUAUUGACAUCUCCUACGCCUGCGAUGGGAAGCAGCAGUGUCCUGACCGCUCGGAUGAGGCCUUCUGCCAGAGCUUUGAUGGGAACAGGAAGUCAGUGACCCACCCCUCAGGUCAAACCGUCUCGCAGGUGCCUGUGGCCCAGCCAGAGGAUACAGAGGACCACUCCAUGACCCAGGGUGGGCAUAGGAAGACCAUGGAGGAGGCCAGACCACCGCCACCACAAACCCCACAGAUCCCACAGUCCGUUGACAGGAGCCGGGUUGUGCCUCACGUCCUGCCACAGCCAAGUCACAGUGAAGGGGAAAGUCCUGUCAGUAAAGAGCCCUGUACGGAGCUCCCUGCUGUGGGGCCUUGCAAAGGCAUCUUCCCACGCUGGUUCUAUGACCCCGUGGCUGGAGAGUGUAAGCACUUCAUCUAUGGAGGCUGCAAAGGAAACCACAACAACUUCCUGCAGCAGCCAGACUGUGUCAGUGAAUGCAUGAAUGGAACAGGUCCUGCUUUCGAGUUAACGACCGUGGCACCUGGCCCCACCACAAAACAAGCAGGGAGGGCUGAUGUCCUUAAAGUGACCAUGAAGUGGCCAGAGAUCAGCCCGCAAACAGAGAGUGACGUGAUCCCAAUAUUCAAAUCCCACGCAGGACACCCUGUGCCAGAGCCAGGUGCAAUCCUUCCAUUGGCUCUGGGCCUGAUCAUCACUGCUCUGUUGCUGCUUAUGAUUGGCUGUCGCAUGCGGAUGGUCCGCCACAGGCUGAAGAAGACCCGCCCCCUCACCACGGAGGAGUCUGAUUAUCUCAUCAAUGGCAUGUACCUGUAGCAGCGGGCAGGAAUGGAGGCCCCGGUGAACCAGAAGGAGAGCGCUAUGUCUCCAUAGGCAAAGAAUAAGGUUCCAAGCAGGUUCUAUUUAUUCUGUUAGAAUGGGAUCCGCCCUCUGCACGGAAGCACCACAGGCAAACACAGCGAAACUGUCAGCUAACUGGUAGCCAGGACAAACGCUCUAUAUCGUGACUGUGUAGCCCGUCUCAAGGUUAAUUCGAUUUAGCUCACACGACAUGCCAGGGUAGUUGGAUCACAAGAGUAAACCCACACAGUACUCCCGAGUCAUUGGUGAGUGAGCUAAAUCAAACAGACCUUUUUAACGGAAGGAAAUGUUCUUGCCAUUUUUGGGUACUGCUUGGUGUGAAAAAUUAUGCUUUGUCUGCUUUUAGGUUUGGAAAGAGUUGCUGUCCUCCUUCCAUGAUGUCUUUCGCCCUCAGAUCUAUUUUAAUAUUACAACAAAAACAUUUAAUGUAUUAUUAAUGUAUAUUUUUGUUGGAGACACUAGGUAGUACUUCAUCCCAUACACAAUUUUUCAGCCACUGAGUGGCAUUGUUGUGCUUUUAGAGCUCUAUUGAGACUGGAAGUAAAUUUACCUAAGAAUGCAGUCAGCGAUUUCAGGCCAACGGUUGUAAAAGUGGUGCUGUCGUGUGGAGAUUUCUAUCAAAAUAUUGUUAACUUGUAAGUAACGAGUCACAAAUAUAUACAGCGAGUCACAAAUACAUAAUGCCACUGUCAAAUAAAAAUCACGGUUAAGAAAUAUAUGCAUAUAGUUCCACAAACGUGUCAAAAUCCAAAAAGCAAUGAUGAAUCGUUAACAAAUACAACAGAUGAUUAGCAAAUAAAUGUACAAUGGUCUUUGUGAAUGUUACAGCAUUUGUCACCUGCGUUUUACAGAUUUGACAAUUGUGUUGCAUAUUUGUGAGUUGCAUUUCAUGGAUCAGUUGCCUAAGUAAUUCAGAUUAGGAGCUUUUUAGGACCUGGUUAUGCUUUGUCCCCAGAACCCCUAUAUGUUUAAAAUGUACUUUCAAAAUGACUCAGCACAUAAUUACUUGUAUAAAUAAAGUGUUGGGUAGUAAGAAUGAUUUAUGUGUACACAUUUUUAUAUCAUAUUGUACAUUUACAUUGUGAUCACACAACAGCCACACAAUGCUGUGACCGUCCUGUCAAGAGCUGUUAUUUACUGUGUUAUCUUUCUGCUACAGCCGAUACUAAAGCUAUCAACCCAAGAUCCUGGUGUACAAGAGUUUGUUUGCCUCAGUCUACCGUCGGUUACACAAGUCACCUAAUAGACAAUGUAGUAGAGCCGAGAAUGAGAUGAGCUAACAAGCUGAUGUAAUGUUACUGCAUGCCAGAGGUAGUUAAAAAAAGGCAACAAGCUAGCUACACAUUGAGCAAAGCUGACUAAUGUAGCAACCAAAAAUCGUUAUAUUGUAAUUGUGUUAAUACAAAUAUUAUUGUCUGAACAAUUUACUAGAUUAUAUUGUCUAUUAGGUGACGAUUGAGUAGUAAGACUGGCAAUAUUCAAUAAGUUAACUGGGUGAUGGAAACUUGCUGGUUAGCUGUAGACGUCAACAACAUACAGCCUAAAAUGAUUCUGAAUAGUAAAAUGUGUAAACAUAAAUUAUACUUAUUACCCAACACUUCAUUUACAUAAGUAAUUAUGUGCAGUGUUAUUUUGAAAGUACAGUUUAAACAUAGGGUUUGGAACCUGAGCAUAACCAGAACUAAAUAGGUCCUAAUCUGGAUUACGUAUUCAACAGAACUGUAAAAUGUGACUCACAAAUAUACACCAUCAUCCUUUGUUGAAGAUGAUAUGCUAGGAUAUGCUAUAAUCACAAAUGCUAUAAUAAUCCUUUGUUUUUGUUAAUCAUGAUUUGUUUUUGGAUUUUGACAUAUGUUUGUGAAACUAUAUGUAUAGAUUUCUUGACAGCAAUUUUUAUUUGACAGUUGCAUUAUGUAUUUGUCACUCGCUGCUUACAAGUUCACAACAUUUUGAUAGAAAUCUCCAUAGUGUCGAGUCAAAAAGGUUCCCCAAAAAUGUUGUACUAUGUCGUAUAGGUGCCUGUUUGUUCUCCAUGUCAUCAAAACCACUCGCUUUCAAACUUGUAAUGUCAUGUUAGUAAUUGACUGAGGUAUGACAGCAAUUCUACUCAGUUUUCACACAAAUAAACAAUAGUACACAUCAAACAAAAAAUUGUCAACUUCCUAUAGUCAACUUCCAUGUUAAGUAAACUUAUCUAUAUUUUGAAUCAGGCCCUUAGUGCCACAAUGCUUUUUAGGCUUCUGGACUGACUUAACAUUUUUUUUUACCAGACAUCUUUGCAAUAUGGGGAUAGCAGGCUAUGUAACUUGUACAAUCCAAAAAUGAAUUGAAUUCCAGGAACACCUAUAUCAAGCCAUAAGGCAUUCUAGGCUGUUGUUUUUCUUUAGAAUCUCUCAUUUUAAAUAGUAGAUGUAUCUCAAAAGUCUGUAUGCGUUGAUUGUAUGAGAUAAAGUAGACUCUUGAACAACAUGUGUUUUGUGACAAAAGUGUUGAGUGUUUUAAUUGGUAAGGGACAAAAUCUGAGUGUGGAUUCAUGUCCUACCAGUUUUUUUAGCAAGGAAAUGGCAGUAAAGGUGGUGUAUUUAUUGAGAAUAGACAGCUUUUAGCACAAAGAGGGACAAAACCAUAAGCAUCGCUUUAUUUUCUUUUUUGCCAUUCCAGAAAUUGUGAAAGCCAUGGAUCAUCCAAAAUAAAUGUGCUUCUCAAUUCCAUGUUUUUUUUUUUUUUUUAAAACAAAAGACAUUCAUUCGCUUUGCACUGAGGUUUAUUUUGGCAAACCGCCGGCUACUUUGUUUAGAGUCGGUCAUCAGUAAAGCCUACACGCAGUGUCGUCAUAGAAACCAGAGGCGGCACACGAUACAUCACUGGGGAAGCACCACCGUGGACAGGUGGAUAUAUAGGCGUUCCACUAAGUGUUGAGUUGCAUGUGUUUCCAACUGCAUGAGUAAAUCUAGGUGUAAUAGGCCUAUCUACUAUGCCAUGUAGUGUCGUCAUGUGCUGCAUGUAACAACUGGAUGUGGGUUAGAGUAGCCAUUUAUGCAGCCUGCGUGCGCCGGUUUAAAUACUGAUAGCGGGAGGUGUGGGUGGGGGGGGGGCAGCUGAUAAAUGUU
Esox lucius (northern pike) is the source of this 5151-nucleotide messenger RNA. RefSeq names its product low density lipoprotein receptor-related protein 11 (gene lrp11). Bases 221 to 1996 code for a protein of 591 amino acids. NCBI's taxonomy places the organism in Eukaryota, Metazoa, Chordata, Actinopteri, Esociformes, Esocidae. The record is from RefSeq and is a predicted model, not a curated record. Gene Ontology annotation, molecular function: serine-type endopeptidase inhibitor activity; protein binding. The transcript has 9 exons.